AUGUUCCAUUCUCACCGUCUCAAAGCUGUUGUCUACCUCAACCAUCUUUCUUCAACUCCAAAAUCUCACCACCUUCUUCACUCUCUCAAUCCCUUCUCCACCACUUCAGAUUCCUUCACCCUAUCCUACUUCACCAACAACUGUGGCUUAUCUCCACAAGACGCUCUCAAAGCCUCAAAACGACUCCGUCUCACUUUCACCACCCCCGAAAAACCCAACUCCGUUAUCGCCUUCUUCAAAACCCAUGGUUUCUCCAUUCCCCAAAUCCAAUCCAUCAUUCUCAAGAACCCCCAACUCAUCCUCUCCAACCCCACCAAAACCAUUCUCCCUAAGUUUCAAUUUUUAGCCUCCAAAGGCGCUUCUCCCUCCGACAUAGUCGCCGCCGUCACCAGAAGCUCUCGUUUCCUCCGUGUAAGCCUCGAGAAACAUAUUAUCCCUGCUUUUCAGUUGGUACGACGUUUCUGUCCCUCCGAUCAAAAAGCCAUUACUUCAAUUAUCAUUUGUCCUGCUUCAAUUAGUGAUGUUCGCAUGAAACCUAAUGUCAAUUUUUUGCUUGAUUAUGGGGUUACUCCAUCUAGUAUUUACCAUUUGCUUAGUACUAGACCUUCUGUGAUUUGUUCUACUGAUUUGACCGAGGUUGUGGAGGAGAUUAAGGGAUUAGGGUUUCACCCUUCUAAAUACAAUUUUUGUGUCGCAUUAUUAGCCAAAAGGGGUAUAUCCAAAUCCCAGUGGGAUGCUAAAGUUGAUGUCUUGAACAAAUGGGGUUGGUCCCAAGAUGAAAUUUUGCAUGCAUUUAAAAAGAACCCUAAGAUUAUGCUACGGUCUGCGGAUAAACUCAACGCCGUGAUGACUUUUUGGAUCAAACAGCUUGGUUGGGAUCCUUCCGUGCUCUUGGCAGCGCCGGAUCUAUUUGGAUUUAGUCUUGAGAAAAGGCUGAUUCCAAGGGCUUCAGUUGUCCGGUAUCUGUUAUCUAAAGUAUCGUCGAGGCUAUUAAGGCUAUAUCAGGGGAAGGAUGCUAGCUUAUAG
Vicia faba (fava bean) is the source of this 1026-nucleotide messenger RNA. Lineage: Eukaryota; Viridiplantae; Streptophyta; Magnoliopsida; Fabales; Fabaceae. The record is from the annotation of a GenBank genome assembly.